This is a messenger RNA of Penaeus indicus, 1089 nucleotides long. RefSeq lists its product as uncharacterized. The transcript has 3 exons. Lineage: Eukaryota; Metazoa; Arthropoda; Malacostraca; Decapoda; Penaeidae. Bases 1 to 1089 code for a protein of 362 amino acids. The record is from RefSeq and is a predicted model, not a curated record.
AUGGCAUCUCUGGCCCCAUUCCACGCAUCCACACGAAAUCCCGCCUUCUUCCUGGCCUCUCCCCUAUUCCCUGCGCCUUCGCCCACGCAAUUCCCUCCUUCAAUACGCUCGCACUCAUGUCUGGACUACUUCUCCAGCACGGUUUCAAGCCGCGCCCCAGCACCCGGUCGGUCUCCCCAGUACCUACCUGGCUCAGGUCAGUCUCCCCAUCACAUGUCUCGCCCUAGUCAGUCUCCCCAGCACCUAUCUCGCCCCGGUCAGUCUCCCCAGCACCUAUCUCGCCCCGGUCAGUCUCCCCAGCACCUAUCUCGCCCCGGUCAGUCUCCCCAGCACCUAUCUCGCCCCGUCUCCCCAGCACCUGUCUCGCCCUGGUCAGUCUCCCCAGCACCUGUCUCGCCCCGGUCAGUCUCCCCAGCACCUACCUUACCCGGUCAGUCUUCCCAGAACCUGUAUUGCCCCGGUCAGUCUCCCCAGCACCUAUCUCGCCCUGGUAAGUCUCUCCAGCACCAGUCUCGUCCCGGUCAGUCUCCCCAGCACCUAUCUCGCCCUGGUCAAUCUCCCCAGCACCUAUCUCGCCCCGGUCAGUCUCCCCAGCACCUACCUCACCCGGUCAGUAUUCCCAGAACCUGUAUUGCCCCGGUCAGUCUCCCCAGCACCUAUCUCGCCCUGGUCAGUCUCCCCAGCACCUGUAUCGCCCCGGUCAAUCUCCCCAACACCUACCUCACCCGGUCAGUCUUCCCAGCACCUACCUCACCCGGUCAGUCUUCCCAGCACCUACCUCACCCGGUCAGUCUUCCCAGAACCUGUAUUGCCCCGGUCAGUCUCCCCAGCACCUACCUCACCCGGUUAGUCUUCCCAGAACCUGUCUCGCCCCGGUCAGUCUCCCCAGCACCUACCUCGCCCCAGUUAGUCUCCCCAGCACCUGUUUUGCCCUUGUCAGUCUCCCCAGCACAUAUCUUACCCAGGUCAGACUACCCAGUACCUACCUCGCCCCGUCAGUCUCCCCAGCACCUACCUCGCCCCGGUCAGUCUCCCCAGCACCUACCUCGCCCCGGUCAGUCUCCCCAGCAGCGGGCCCCGGCAGCGUGA